Molecule: messenger RNA, 1374 nt
Organism: Notothenia coriiceps (black rockcod)
Lineage: Eukaryota; Metazoa; Chordata; Actinopteri; Perciformes; Nototheniidae
Gene: ciapin1
Product: cytokine induced apoptosis inhibitor 1
Exons: 9
Coding region: 133-1059 (308 amino acids)
Biological process (GO): iron-sulfur cluster assembly
Cellular component (GO): cytoplasm
Molecular function (GO): iron-sulfur cluster binding
Source: RefSeq, a predicted model, not a curated record
CGUUUUCUGCGUCACGCUGUUUCUCGAUGUUUGCUAACGUGCUAUUACCUGAAUCCACCUCUACACACACAGGCUGACCUGCUAGCUAACAGUUAGCCAGCUGGCCUUUUGACAUUUUAAUUCAAGAGACAGAUGAUGGCAGACCUGGGCAUGAGAGCAGGAGACAGGGUGAUGCUGGUGUGGGCUCAGCCCUCAGACCCAGCCGCCCUGAAACAGCAGGCGGAGGAGCUGGGGGCCAUCGUAGGUGCAGACAAAGUGUCAGUGGAGAACAUGGAGAGAUUACUGAUGUCCUCCCACUCAGCGUCCUCCUUUGACUGGGUGCUCUCUGGCCUCGUGGCAGACAGCUCCUCCAUCCACAGCUCAGAGACUCUGGCAGAAAUUGCCAAAGUGCUAAAACCAGGAGGGAAGCUCAUCCUUGAGGAAGUACUAACAGGAGCUGAGGCCCAGAGUGUGAGGACAGCUGACAGACUCAUGUCCGCCCUGAAGUUGUCGGGCUUCAUGUCGGUUACACAGGUGAGUGAAGCAACUCUGAGUCCUGAGGCGCUGACCUCUCUCAGGACGGCCACUGGUUACCAAGGAAACACUCUGUCUAAAGUCAGAGUUUCUGCCUCUAAACCUAACUUUGAGGUUGGAUCCUCCAGCCAGCUUAAACUGUCCUUUGGCAAAAAGCCAGCAGAGAAACCUGCUCUGGAUCCCAACACCGUCAAAAUGUGGAACCUCUCAGCCAAUGACAUGGACGAUGACGAUGUGGAUCUGGUGGACUCGGAUGCUCUGCUGGAUGAAGAUGACAUGAAGAAGCCAGACCCAGCUUCUCUUAAAGCAACCAGCUGUGGAGGAGAGGCUAAGAAGAAAGCCUGCAAGAACUGCACAUGUGGUCUUGCAGAGGAGUUGGAGCAGGAGAGUAAAGGAAAACAAACGACCAACCUCCCAAAAUCUGCCUGUGGAAGUUGUUACCUUGGUGAUGCGUUCCGAUGUGCCAGCUGUCCCUACGUGGGGAUGCCAGCGUUCAAACCAGGAGAAAAGAUCGUGCUGGACAACAAGACGCUGACCGAUGCUUAAACCCCCCCCCCCACUCGAGACUCAUUCCUUACUUUUCUCUUCCAGCCUGAGACCCGAUUCCCUCCCCCCAGAGUUCAGAGCUUUUUCGGUCCUUGCAGAUGUGAUGGGUGAUUUUGCCCGUCUGUCUGCUUAGUGAGAUGGCUUCAGUUUGGUGCGUUAAGAGUCAACAACAUCAUCCUUUUUUCUUCAGUGACUCACCACCAGACUGUGCUGCCCUCAAGUAUAAACUAUUUCAAGCCACGUCUGAGUUUCUUAAUUUGAGAGUAUUGCCAUGAAGGAUGAGCUUUAAAAUAAAUGAAAAUAAUGCACUGUCAA